ACAAUAUUCGUCUGAUAUUCGUCCACAACUUCACAAAGCUUUACAAUGCAGUCUAUGCUCGGUGCACUAGUAACCUCACCCACCAUCGACCUCUCUACCCCGACGAAACCUCGCUCAAAGCCUGCUUCACGAUUGCCUUCAACAUCCAGCGUCACGAACACCACCGAUCAACCUGCAACAGCCCUCACGCGAACCGCCGUAUCCCUCGAGUAUGCCUCCCUCCGAUACCCAAAGCACUGCCCAACUGGCAUGUAUGUGAUACCGUCCCCGGAAAAUAUUCUCGUCUGGGACGCUGUGUUUUUCGUCCAUCAAGGCUAUUAUGCUGAUUCCAUCCUCAAGUUCCGUCUAAUAUUUCCGCCAAAUUAUCCCGAACGACCUCCUGCCGUGCAGUUUGUGACAGAUGUCUUCCAUCCGUUGAUCUCUCAACAGGAUGGGUCAUUUAACUUGGCUCCCCGUUUCCGUCCUUGGAGACCCAAAGAACAUCAUGUGUUCGAUGUCUUACAUUGGAUCAAGGCUGCGUUCAAGAAACAUGCGUUGGACGACAUCAAGGAACAUGACUGUCUGAAUAAGGAGGCUUUCCGAUUAUAUCACGACACAACUUCGUCAUUCGCAGCUCUUGCAACACAAUCAUCUCUUCUGUCUCAAUCAUCAUCGGCACUAUUUGACAAAGACCAUCCCUCCAUGGCGGGCAAAGGCUCUCACAGUAUCCAAUUCCGCGAACUCAAACCAGAUAAACUCGCUGCCUUGCGUAAACAGAUUGGUCUUCAUGAAUGGGAAACUAACAACACCUCAUGAAAUCGCACAUCGCCCCAAUCGCUCGCCACUCUUACACUCCUUUCUCCGAAUCCGUAUAUCCAUUUGCUAGCAUUAUACCAAAGUAAACUAGAUGUGAGCUAUAUAUUCUACUUGAUAAUGUUAAAGAUAUGCUUGACGUCUAGAUAUGAACAUAGAUAAGCUGUACUGAAUAUUAGUUGUAGGAUGUCGUAUUGAAUUAUUGAAGUGGGUCUAUGUGUCGU
Messenger RNA from Somion occarium, 1016 nucleotides. The record is from the annotation of a GenBank genome assembly. NCBI's taxonomy places the organism in Eukaryota, Fungi, Basidiomycota, Agaricomycetes, Polyporales, Cerrenaceae.